Messenger RNA from Sparassis crispa, 948 nucleotides. RefSeq names its product Eukaryotic translation initiation factor 2 subunit alpha. The transcript is spliced from 6 exons. The record is from RefSeq and is a predicted model, not a curated record. Lineage: Eukaryota; Fungi; Basidiomycota; Agaricomycetes; Polyporales; Sparassidaceae. Gene Ontology annotation, cellular component: eukaryotic translation initiation factor 2 complex; eukaryotic 48S preinitiation complex; multi-eIF complex. The coding region runs from base 1 to 948 and encodes 315 amino acids. Gene Ontology annotation, molecular function: ribosome binding; RNA binding; translation initiation factor activity.
AUGCGAUACUACGACCAGCGGUAUCCUGAGGUAGAUGAACUAGUCAUGGUCCAAGUUCGGCAGAUAGCAGAAAUGGGAGCGUAUGUCAAACUUCUCGAAUAUGACAAUAUUGAAGGCAUGAUUCUACUCUCCGAGUUGUCUCGCAGGCGCAUUAGAUCAAUUCAGAAGCUGAUCCGUGUCGGAAGGAAUGAGGUUGUGGUCGUUCUCAGGGUAGAUAAGGAGAAGGGCUACAUUGAUUUGUCCAAACGCCGUGUAUCUCCUGAGGAUAUCACCAAGUGUGAAGAACGGUACAUGAAAUCGAAGACUGUUGCCUCGAUAAUGCGUCAUGUCGCCUCGAAGUUGCCCUCUCUAACCGCUGAUGGACCCGAACAGGCAGAAUCGAACGAGGAAGAGCGUUUGGAGCAACUCUACGAGCAGAUUGCUUGGCCGCUGGGGAAAAAAUAUGGACACCCUUACGACGCGUUCAAAUUAGCUUUGACUGAGCAAGAAGCCGUUUUCUCCUCUUUGCCGCAUCCGGUACAAUCUUCCACCAUGACAAUCCUCAUGAAUACUAUUGCACGACGACUGACACCACAGCCGAUCAAGCUUCGUGCAGAUAUCGAAGUUACUUGUUAUACUCCGGCUGGUAUCGAUGCUAUCAAGAAGGCCCUGCGUGCAGGCGAACAGGAAAGUAACGACGCUGUUCCUAUCAAAGCGAAACUGGUGGCUCCUCCAUUAUACGUUUUGAGUACGAAUGCAACAGAUAAGUAUGCUGCUGUGGAUCGUUUGGAGCGUGCGAUCGAGUCCAUUCAAUUGAACAUAGAGAAGAAUGGCGGAUCUCUCGUUGUAAAGAUGAAGCCAAAAGCAAUUUCUGAAACGGAAGAGCAAGAUCUGGCGCAGCUCAUGGCGAAGGCUGGCCAGGAGAAUGCAGAAGUAUCUGGGGACGAGGAGGACGAGGAUGCGAUGUGA